CAACUAAAUUUUCCAGUCCUUACCAAAACAACAUCAUCAUCAACGACAAGAAGAACAUCCAAGAUGGCGCGUCUUUUCCACAACGCGCUCGUCCUCGCGACUCUGGCAACAUUCCUCUCCUUCGCAACCGCCCAGCGCGCUCUCUACUCCAUCGAAGGCUCCACGUCGACCUGCAUCUCCAACAGCUCCAUCACAGCUGACAUAUUCUCCGCCUCCAUCACACCAGACAACAACAUCAUCGGCUACGACGUCUUCGGCACCUUCAACUACUCCGGUCCAGUCAUCCUCUCUUACAUACUCACAGUGAACUCCAAAACCACUUUCAACUUUACGGAAGACCCCUGCAUGGGAUCCGGAAAUGCAUAUCUCUGCCCAGCAAGUCCAGGCCAAAUCGGUCUGAAUUCCAACCUCGAUGUGCCGCCUCAGAACUUCGAUGCCGUCCCGAAGGAAGUCUUCACGCUGCAGGGUCCGGAUGCGAACUUUCGUUAUGUGAUGACGAAUGCGGAAUCGGGAGAGAUUGUGGGAUGUUUGCAGACCAAUCUUACGAAUGAUGCUUCGAUGGAGGCGAACUCGACGGAGACUGGCGGCAGUGGUGCGAACAGCACUUCGAAAGCGAACGGAACGGGAUCCGGCAAUGAGACUGGUGGUGCUCAGAACGGCGAGUCGGGUGCGAGUACUGCUUACUUGGACUGGACGUUGCUCGGCUCGGCCAUCAUUGUGCUGGCGUUCGGUACUGCUCUCUGA
Molecule: messenger RNA, 744 nt
Organism: Cercospora beticola
Lineage: Eukaryota; Fungi; Ascomycota; Dothideomycetes; Mycosphaerellales; Mycosphaerellaceae
Biological process (GO): fungal-type cell wall biogenesis; transmembrane transport
Cellular component (GO): membrane
Source: RefSeq, a predicted model, not a curated record